CAAGGUAGAUUUGUGAGUGAGUAAAGUGAGUAUUAUGGACUAACAGGAAAGUUAUCAGAAAAUAUGAAAUGUAUAACUAUUGAUGAUGGUUUCAAAUCGUGAUAAUUAGAUGUUGUUACAUUGAUGAUCGGAUCAGAAGAAAGAUUAAAAUUGAUUUUCGUUGUUAAUUUAACACCAAUUUACUAAUUAACUAUUGUGAACACGAUCAACAACAAACUGAUAACCAACGAUAAUCUUGAAAUUGUGUUUUUUCAAUUUAAUCAACUUGUAGAAAUAAUUUAAAUCAUAAUCUAUUAUAAUUCCUGAUUCCAUCCUGAUCUUCAUCUUCAUCACCUUCCUCUGUCUAAAUCAAUACUCCCCCAAAACCAUUACCCUUUUUUACAGAUUUUCAUAUAUUCAAUAAGUGAUUAGUAUUUUCACCAAUCAAAUGAUUGUGAAACGAUAAUCAGCCUACAUUGAUUAAAGUGUCUCCGAACCAAUUAACUUAUUAUUGUUGUUUGCAUUGUAGUUAAUGAUUUAAAAGUUGCGACUCAAGUGGUAACAUUGACAAUUAUCAGUAUUGGAAUUGGGUAAAAGCAAAACAAUUUAUCAACAUUAAAAGUUAAUUGUGUCUAUUGUUUCAGUUUUCAGCAAAAUAAAUCAAUUGGAAAUGGAUUUAACUCAUAGACCAGCUAAAUUAUGUAUAUUAUCAAAAUGGUCACCACAUUUUGAAGGUUACGGAUUCGAUUUGAUGACCAAAAAGUCGGGUGAAGGUCAUUACAUUUCAAUGGUACAUGAAGGCGGACCUGCUGAGGCCACUCAUUUGGAAGCCGGUGAUUGGUUAGUUGAAGUUAACGGUGUAAAUGUUGAAAAGUUUACUCAUGCUGAAGUGAUUAAGUUAAUCAAGGGAUCAGAGAAUGGAUCAGUUCAACUUUUGUUAGCACCAAAUGAAACAGAUAAAUGGAGGAAACGAAAUCAAGUGCCAAUCACUAGUUCCCAUCCCGAUUUAGUUCACUACAUUACUCCACCUUAUCAAGGUAAAUUGCGAUCAUUCAUUAACGGUGCUCUCGAUCGAUUGACUAUUGGUAAACGAAAUGAAUCUGAUGAUGAACCAAGUGUUUACCAUCGAUACUCAUUACCUAUUCCUUCAGGAAUGUCUGAUCAUGAUAUUGUUGAUUGGGCACCAUCAGGUAGAUCACCCAAUGGACGGACAAAUUCAAUCACCAUGAGAAGAUCAACUAAUGAUGAUGAACAAUUGGCUGGUUCAUUAGAUGAACAAAGACAAAAGGAAAUAGCUGAUUGGAGAGAUAAAUCAUUGGAAAUGUUGAUGGCAAGUCGUGUAGAUGAGGAGCAAGAAGAUGAAGACGAAGAUUCCAAUGUUCAAGAUGAGAAUGAAAUUUCAAUAUUUUCUCAUCAUCAGGACGAAUCCACUUACAAAAGAAGUGAAAAUGGUAACAAUAGUAGACCCAUUUCGGGUUAUCAGGAAAAAGUUUUAGUCGAUAUUCACUUGACUGAUAAUAAUUGCAACAAUAACAGUGAUACGAGCAACGACAAUAAUAACAAUACAAACAACAAUAACAAUGGACACAAAGAUGAUAAUAAUCACAUAACAACCAUCACUCUGUUGGAUGGUGAAUUUUUUGCUCGAUUUUGCAAGAUUUCAAAGUCUUCUGAAAGAUCGGAUUAUGGUUUCAAAAUGGAUUCAUUGCCGUCGGGUGGUGGUCAUUUUCUAAGAUCAAUUGAACCAACUGGUCCCGCUGGUGUGAGUGGUAUUCAACAAGAUGAUAGACUCAUUGAAGUCAAUAAUGUAAAUGUUGAAUACACCGAUCAUGAUACUGUAGUUACCAUGAUUCGUAAAUCACCCGAUUGUGAAGUUACUCUAUUAGUUGUUGAUGAUAAAGCAUAUAAAUGGUUUAAAUCUCGAAAUAUCAGAAUUCACCAUGGAACAGGUGGAUCAUUGAUUCGUUAUUGUGAUCAUCGUGGAUUAAGAGAGCCAGGAUAUAAUUUCGAGAGACCAGUGUCAAUGGUUGAGGAAAAUAGAAGAAGCCAAUUGUACAGAAGAGGAUUAUCUUCUCAGUCAGCGAUUGGAGAUGAUCGAUCAGCUGGAAACUCAAGUGAUGUUGAUAUUGAAUCUGAUGCUAAGAAUGAGGACAAACAUCUUCCAAUAGAAUUAAGAAAUCACCAUAGUGUUGAUGCAAAUAAUAAGUCUGAUGAUGAAUCGAUUGGGCGUGAUGAUCAAGUGACAACCAGACAAUCAAUAGAAACAACAGUUACAACGUCAACAGACACAAGAGGAUCAAGUGGAUUAGAUCAACAGCAAAAACAACAAGAAUCUCGAUCAUCACAAAUUAGUGAUUGGUCUUAUGGAUCAUUGAGUGAUGUGGAUAGAUUUAAUCGAGGAAAAACAAUAAUUAAGGUUCCUGAUGAUGCACCAAGACCAAGAUUAUGUUCAAUAACGAAAGAUCCUGAGGGUAUAUUUGGAUUUACUUUGAAUACUUAUGAAAAGGGACGAAUCAAGUUAAUCGCCGAUAUUGAUCAAGGAAGUUCAGCUGAGGCCGCUGGUCUACUUCAAUGGGAUCGAGUGAUUGAAGUUAAUGGUGUUAAUAUCAAUAUUGAGAAUCAUGCUCAGGUAACUGGUAGAAUUGAAGCUUCGGGAAAUCGUUUGCAUCUCUUGGUUCUUCCUGAAGCGCAAUACGGAUGGUAUGAGCGCGCUGGACUAGUGCCGAGAUCUAAUCAGUCCAAUGUUAUUUAUCUUUCAAAUACUGAUGUUACUAGAGACUCAAUAACAAUCGCUCGAUCACUUGAACAUUCAGUGCCAUUAAUAUAUAACAGAAAAUCGAAGACAAAUAGUAAACAAAAUUCACCUAAAAAAUCAUCUUCAUCUCCCACAACAAUCACAACAACAACAACUCCCUCCACGACAAUGACAACAUCAACACCAGAAUCUACAAGCAAUAAUGAAAUUAAAGGCUCUUCAAGUAUAACUACUGAUAAUAAUAAUGAUAAAACCGAUAAUUAUGAUGAUAGCGAGUCACAAUUAACUAUGGAAAUGAUAAAAAUGAGGAAAGAGGAUCAAAUUAAAAAACCUUUUCAAUCAAAUGUCAACAGUUACAAAGUCAAUGAAGACAAUGAUGGUAAUGAAAGUAAUGGCAAUUCAACGAUCAGCCCUACAAUUCAAUAUCAUACAAUUGACGAGGAAACUACGGAAGCAAUUUACGAUCAUCGAGAGACCCAUGAAGUAGCAACACUUCCCUUGAGAAAACCAAAGAAGAAAAGUCUAACGAAAAGGAUAUUCAGAGGAUCCAUUUUUUCAAGUAAAAAGGAUAAACUUUAUACUGGCAGUGGAUCGAUUUCAAAUCUAUCGGUUAAAAGUGACAUUGUCAUGAGAGGAUCGAGUUCCGUGAGUGACCUCACCUUGGAUGCUAAAAGCAGAACCUUAAAACGGUCGGUAACGCAAUUAAAUAAUCGAUUGGAUGAAGAUGAAAUUAACGAGUAUCAACUGCCGCAAGAUAUUGACCAAGAUCGCGAAAAUAAUGUGGUCACUGUUAUGGUGAAAAGAAAUGUUCAACCAAUCACUGCCUGGUCAACAUCGAACAACAAUAAUAACAAUCAUAAGAUUGUCAGUGAAAUUCAUGAUAAUAACAAUGGAUUCAGUGGUCAUCAGGAUCAUUUACUGACCAAAGGAGAGGGAGAUGAUAUUGUAGAUCAACAAGAUGAAAGCCAAUUGCUGGAAAGGUUAAAAAGUUUGACCCUACGCGAUGUUAGAAAAACAACUCGAGCCGAAAGUAAAAUUCAGGCCUAUCAACGGAUGUCGUCGUUGAAUUUCAGCCAACGAAUUAAGCACUUUGAAGAUCUUUAGAAACCAAUUAUAUGCAAUACAAUUAAAAUUAUCUAAUUAUUAUAACGAUUAUCAUUCAAAUUUACUUCUCACCUAAUCAAAUCAUCCACAUUUCCUGUAAUCAUCUCAUUAUAUUCAAAUAUCAUGUUGAUCAAAUUAAACAGCCAUAAAGAUUAUUGCAAUGAUUAAAACAAUUGAAUUUGGUAUCAA
This is a messenger RNA of Panonychus citri (citrus red mite), 4027 nucleotides long. RefSeq lists its product as uncharacterized. The transcript has a single exon. Lineage: Eukaryota; Metazoa; Arthropoda; Arachnida; Trombidiformes; Tetranychidae. The record is from RefSeq and is a predicted model, not a curated record. Gene Ontology annotation, biological process: protein localization to plasma membrane. Gene Ontology annotation, cellular component: apical plasma membrane. Bases 650 to 3838 code for a protein of 1062 amino acids. Gene Ontology annotation, molecular function: protein binding; protein-membrane adaptor activity.